GGGCUUGUCUCACUCACCUCACUGCCUUUAAAUUCCCUCCUUUCCUCCCUUUGCAGCACACACACCCUCUUUCCCUAAUCUCUCAGUCUUUUCUCUCUUUUUAAGGGACCGGAAUCCAAGAUGGGUUUCGGAUUUCCCGUCUUUUCUACUUGUUUUCUCGCCACUCUCUCGCUACUAGCGCUUCUCCACGGAACCUAUGCCGACCAUUUUUACAAUGAGACGGGAUUGAGGGAAGGAAAGCAAGUGGGUGGCUGUAAUUUAUUUCAAGGAAGUUGGGUUUACGAUGCUUCAUAUCCUCUCUAUGAUUCUUCGUCCUGUCCCUACAUUGAUCCAGAAUUCAAUUGCCAGAAGUAUGGUAGACCUGAUACCCUCUACUUGAAAUAUCGAUGGCAGCCUAGUUCUUGUGUAUUGCCCAGAUUCAACGGCAAGGAUUUCUUGUGGAAGAAUAGGGGCAAGAAGAUCAUGUUUGUGGGGGAUUCUCUAAGCUUGAACCAGUGGCAGUCACUGACAUGCCUGCUUCAUGCAGCAGUGCCACAGGCCCGAACCACCUUUGUGAGAAAAGAGGACCUCUCCUCAUUGACAUUCAUGGACUACAAAGUGUCGGUGAUGUACUUUCGGAGUACCUAUCUGGUCGACCUGGUGAGCACGAAGAUCGGCCGUGUCCUCCGACUCGACUCAAUCACGAGUGGAAAUGCAUGGAUGGGCAUGGACAUGUUGAUAUUCAACACGUGGCAUUGGUGGACCCACAGAGGAAAAAGUCAACCAUGGGACUACAUACAAGAAGGGAACACGUUUCACAAGGACAUGGACCGUUUGGUUGCGUUCGAGAAGGGUCUUUCUACUUGGGCUAGAUGGGUUGACUUCAACGUCGACCCCACCAGAACCAAAGUGUUCUUCCAGGGGAUUUCUCCAACGCAUUACAAUGGAAGGGAUUGGAACCAGCCCAAUGCAAGGGACUGCAGGGGUCAGACACAGCCAGUGAGUGGAUCGUUCUACCCGGGCGGUACUCUUCAGGAAGACCGCGUCGUGAAGGCGGUCCUAAGCAGGAUGUCGAAACCGGUCUACUUGCUUGAUGUAACGUUGCUAUCUCAGCUUCGGAAAGACGCGCACCCGUCUGCAUAUAGUGGGGACCACUCAGGCAUGGACUGUAGUCACUGGUGCAUCGCCGGUCUUCCUGAUACAUGGAAUCAGCUCCUAUACGCAGCCCUUUAAUCAUGAUUUCAAAAUGGGUGGAGAUUUAUUGCAAAUUUCUAAAAGCAAUUUCAUUAUGCAAAUCGCCAUUAUUUAUCAAUAUUUUAUAAUGCUAUCCCACCUUUUGUUUUCUUUUUCAUUUUUUUUUUAUUUUCUAACUUUUUAUAUUCUUCUUAUUUAGGAUGUUGUUAAUAACAAAGGUGGGACAUGUAUUGUAGAGGGCCCAAAGGGUCCAUGAAUGUAUGAUUUGAAAGGAAUUGUAUUUUUAAUUGCGAAUAUAUUGAUUUCUUGCUUA
Messenger RNA from Magnolia sinica, 1486 nucleotides. RefSeq names its product protein trichome birefringence-like 39. The transcript is spliced from 5 exons. Gene Ontology annotation, cellular component: Golgi apparatus. The coding region runs from base 121 to 1212 and encodes 363 amino acids. Gene Ontology annotation, molecular function: O-acetyltransferase activity. NCBI's taxonomy places the organism in Eukaryota, Viridiplantae, Streptophyta, Magnoliopsida, Magnoliales, Magnoliaceae. The record is from RefSeq and is a predicted model, not a curated record.